Molecule: messenger RNA, 3417 nt
Organism: Phoenix dactylifera (date palm)
Lineage: Eukaryota; Viridiplantae; Streptophyta; Magnoliopsida; Arecales; Arecaceae
Source: RefSeq, a predicted model, not a curated record
CGGCAGGAAAUUGGAUCGAGAAGUCAUUUAGGAUAUGAGAGCGGUCAACUUUGGGGCAUCAGAAGUUUACAUGUCUUGCGGCCAUGGAGGUUGAGACCGACAAUCUCCCCGCGCCGCGGUUCGAAAUCCUAGCCACCUAUGAGCUCGAUUUCUCUUCUUCUCAGCGAUUCCUAGACGUAAGUCCCUUCCAGGCGGGAGAUGGUGGCAUGGAGGACCGCGCUGCCGCUCAUCCUCGUCGCCGCCCUGGUAGCCGUGGAAGACAUGAUCUCGGCGCCUUUGUGCGAGAUCUCCGGCCACGCGGGCGGAGAUUCGAGCCGUCCAGAUGACCUGAAGUCCAUGAUGGUGGCGGAUCUUCUCUUGCUGGGACCGGACGCAGGGUUCGUCGAUCUCUACCUUAGGGAUCUCUUCAGAUCCAAAUUCUAUAAGAUAUCGGGAAAUGCAGUAAGUUAGAUGAAAAGUUUGUUGGUCAGAUAGCAAGCCAUUUGCCAGGACUGGACUCGGCAGGUUGCAGUGCUUUAGAUAUCGGGAAAAAAUUUCUCUUAGUGCUGUUUCGUCGUUUUAUGACAACAAUGAGUUACGCUUUCGUGUUUAGAAAGCUUUAGAGAGUGAAAGUGUUGAUUUAGAAACCCAAAUGGAGGAUGCAACUGGAGAAGCUACUGAGCCUAAUGAGAGAAAAAAACGAGUUUCAGUUUUUCUCCCUAGGGGGAUAAUGACAUGGCAUCAGGUUCUGAACCUGUUCUUUUACUGCACUUUCUUCUUCACUGGAAAAUCAGCAAUAGUGGGAUGAUCAAAGUGGUUGAAGAAGAUCAUUGGCAUGAUACUGCAGAGGAUUUAAGAAGUCCUGAACAUAGUGAUGUUGAUAUGCGGCCAUAUGAGUUCAAGCAUACUCUCCCUGUAAAUGCAACAGUAUAUAUCUUCCCGUCUCUUAGCCAAGGAUUGUUCAGUGUUCACACCCACAGAUUUUGUUACCACGCACAUGGUGAUGGGACAAAUGAGGUGACUGUCCCUGUCAUGAUAUGGGCUGCUGGGGGAGACCUGGGUUUGUUGUCAUCACUUUUGGACAGAACAAAGUGACUGUGCCAGUGCUCUUUGGCUACAGAAUUACUAGUAAUGACCUAUUUGUUUAUAUUCAUCCUGUCAAUAGCGAUGCUAGUGCUAAUGAGGCUGUCACAUUUUUAACAUAGAUGACAAACCCGCAAUUUUGCCUCUACUUGUGAUUUGGGCAUUUCAAAGAAUGUCUUGAGAGAUCGAUCACUAUAUUUUUGUUGUAUAAUUAUUUUACAGCUUCUCUGAUGUCUGUAAUACUGAUGCAGCGUUUCUUGGUUGUAAAAGGACCUCUUUGAUUAAGCAGGAUUCAAUGAAGAGAGAGAAAUUUGUAUCAUGUUUAAACAUGUGUCCUCUUUCAUCUUGGCAAAGAAACGGGCUUAUGAGCACCUAAGAGUUCCCAAUUAAAGCACCAAUAAAGAAGACAAAGGAAUGUGAAAUUACUUGAUUCACCAAUGAUGAUAAUGUUUUUUAUAAAUAACAUCUAAUUAUUCUGUGCUUGUGAAACUGGCUGACUUUUGCUACUGACUUCUACUUCUCUCCUGGACUCUAUUGCUAUGUGAAUGCUACCCUAAAACAGAGGUGCAGAGGUGACUAUUAAUCUAGAUGAGGAAUAAAGAAUACGAAAAGAAGUUCGAGUACCACUUUGUUCUCUGACUCAGGAGCGGCAACAGAUAAAAGAAUUAUUUGAUCUUCCCCGCCACUACAGCAAUAGUUGAAUGGUAACUUUGUGGUUAAGUAUUUAGCAAGCGGAUUCUCAUGCUGAAUUAUUUUAUUUAAGGUGUGGAUUCUGUUUGCAUGGUGACUACGAUAACUGCUUUCAGGUUUUCACCCAUCAUCAGGGACUCUUCUGGAUUCUAUUUUUUGUUUUCUUCUUCUUAUUUUAUUUGGAUCUGACUCGGGCACUAUCAGAUGGAAUGAUUCCCUUCAUGAGAGAUUCUGACUAUGCUGAUAAGAGCAUUAGUGAUGUAAACAUGACUUUUAUUUAACAAAAGUUCCUGAAAGAAAGUGAAGUGUUGUGGGAAGGCUAUGGUUGAAAAUUGGAACAUAGGAUAUGUUCUUAAGAUGAUGUUUUGUCUGUUCUCACCUUUCCUGGAUGCUUUAAAGAAAGUAAUAUUCCAGGUAUAGCAUUAGAGAACUCAAUAAAUAGUACUCUCAGGCCUCUCUAUCCUUAAGUUGUUCAAGAUCAGCAUCCGCAGGCUCUUUAAAAUGGCAGCCAGUUCACAAACGGCCAAGAAAUAUGAAGCUGAUUGUGUAUACCUCCACUCUUGUUUUGCUGCAGGCAAGGGUGCAUCAAAUGACCCAAGAAAGGUUCUGGAGAUCCUCAGUAAAAGAAACAUGGAAGAGCUUAAGCUCAUUCGUCAGACAUACCGUGCUCUCUAUAACCGCGACCUCCUCCAUGGCUUCUCCCAAAGAGACAAUCCAUUUGCUAGGGUGGCUUAUCUUCGCGCAAGCGAACCUCCUGAAAGAGAUGCUGAAAUUGUGAGAGGAGCACUCUUUGGUCAGAGUUUGGAUCCUGAUACUCUCACUGAAAUUAUCUGCACUCGCUCUUCUUUGGAGCUUAGUUCUGCCAAGCAAGCCUAUCAAGCUCAGUACGACUCCAACCUUGAACAAGAUGUUUCCUCAAAAACUAUUGGCAGCUUGAAGGAGGUUCUUCUAGCAAUCUUAAGCUUGAACUGUUAUAAUGGAGGAAGAGUUGAUACAAGUAUGGCAAUGUGCGAUGCAAAGACACUCUAUGAAGCAAUUGAAAGUGGAAAACACAUUGAUCAGAGGAGCAUCAUCUUGGUUAUCAGCCAAAGCAGCACUAGCCAAAUCAAAGCAAUUCUUUCCUCCUACAAACAGCUCUAUGGUCAUGAAUUCAUGAAGUUCUUAAAAAAAGAGAAAUGUGGAGACUUUGGAAGGCAGCUCCGUAUUGUGAUCCGAUGCAUUCAGUUUCCUGAGAAGCACUUUGCCAAGCAACUCCGAAGAAAACUGAAGGAUGGUGAUGCUAGAGAGGUUUUGAUUCGAACUGUGGUGACUCGAUCAGAAAUCGAUAUCAAGCACAUAAAUAGUGCUUUUACCAUGAAGACUGGAUGGACUCUGGAGAGUCUUGUAAGGAAUGAAUUCAACAGUAACAGCUGCUCCAACACUGACAAAGUUUACAGCUUGGCUGGUGAUUUCCUUAUUGCCCUUCUCAAACAUUCUUGAGAAGUUAUCAAGUCUGGGUCUCGAAAAGCAUUAAAAUGCAAGUCGUGAGAAAAAUGAUAAGAGAUUGGUUAUCAGUGUUAACACCAAUUGUUGCCUGUGAAUGUUUAUCAUGAAAUAUGUCCAGGGAUUUUAGCUUGUUAGGAAGUUCAACAUUAUUAUAGAAGGGAAAAACAAAUUCUAAAGAAA